AUGGGUGAGGCACCUCAAACAGAAUUUCAGAAGAGAAAGCAGAUAUCUGUCCGAAGAAUCGCAGCUGUUGAAGAUAUAGCGACAAUCAAAGAAAAGUUCAACAGGCAUUUGCACUUCACAGUUGUCAAAGACCGAAAUGUUGCCACCUCGCACGAUUUCUAUCUGUCACUUGUUCACAGUAUCUGGGAAUUCCUUGUCCACAAGUGGAUCAGAACGCAGCAACUGUAUUAUCAGAAGGACGCAAAGAGAGUCUACUAUUUGUCCCUUGAGUAUUACCUUGGAAGAAGCCUUUCAAAUACAUUGAUGAACUUGGAUAUGAGUGAAAUUUGUGAUAUGGCAAUGGAUACGCUUGGUCUUGAUAUUCAAGAAAUGAUAGAACAAGAAAUGGAUGCUGGCCUUGGUAAUGGUGGUCUUGGAAGACUGGCUGCGUGUUUCAUGGACUCCCUUGCAACACUUGGCAUUGCAUCUCAUGGUUAUGGAUUGCGUUAUGACUAUGGGAUAUUUGAACAGAAAAUACAAGAUGGGGAACAAGUGGAAAUUCCGGAUGACUGGUUAAAGUAUGGCAAUCCCUGGGAAAAGUCAAGACCAGAGUAUACAGUGCCUGUUCAUUUUUAUGGCAAAGCUGUUUGUGACAAAGAUGGAUACAACUAUACAUGGGUUGACACAGAAGAGGUACAUGCUAUUGCACAUGAUAUCCCUGUGCCAGGGUAUGGGAACAAGGUAGUCAAUACAAUUAGACUGUGGUCUGCAAAGUCACCAAAGGAUUUUGAUUUGUCCUACUUUAUGGGUGGUGACUACAUAAAAGCAGUUUUGAAAAGGAACAAAGCCGAGAAUAUUACAAGAGUUCUUUAUCCAAAUGAUAAUUUCUUUGAAGGUAAAGAAUUACGUCUCAAGCAAGAGUAUCUGAUGGUGGCUGCAACUCUGCAUGACAUUGUUCGAAGAUAUCAAGAAGCUGAUUUUGGUUCCAAGAAGGACGUGAGAUUGUCAUUUGAUUGCUUUCCUGACAAGGUUGCCAUCCAACUUAACGAUACACACCCGGCACUAGCUAUUCCAGAAUUGAUGCGCAUCUUUGUGGACGAGAAGAAAUUAGAAUGGGGCAAGGCUUGGGAUAUUUGCAAGAGGACAUUUGCUUACACGAAUCACACUGUACUACCAGAAGCCCUUGAGAGAUGGCCUACAUCAUUGUUACAAAAAGUAUUACCAAGGCACCUGAUCAUCAUUUUUGCCAUCAACGGUAUUCACUUAGAGGAAGUGGAAAAGAGAUGGCCGGGAAAUGUAGACAAGUUAAGAACAUUGUCGAUCGUUGAAGAGGAGCCAGAGCAAAGAAUAAACAUGGCGCAUCUAUGCAUUGUUUCUUCCCACACUGUCAAUGGUGUUGCGAAAAUGCAUUCCGAGCUGCUUAAAACAUCUAUCUUCAAGCAUUUCUAUGAGAUGGAUCCUGAGAAAUUUCAAAACAAAACAAAUGGAAUCACUCCUCGGCGCUGGUUGUUACUUUGCAACCCAUCUCUUGCUGAAGUUGUUUGCGAGAAAAUUGGUGACAAAUGGAUAACAGAACUGAGUGAUCUGAAGAAAUUGAAUGCUUUGACGACGAAUGCUCGCUUUGUCAAAGAAAUUGCGAGAGUCAAACAGGAAAACAAGAAUGUCUUCGCUGCAUACAUCCAGAAGCAUUAUAACAUUAAUAUCAAUGUGGAUUCUAUUUUUGAUGUCCAGGUCAAACGUAUCCAUGAAUACAAGAGGCAAAUGAUGAAUGCUCUCCAUAUAAUCACCAUGUAUAACCGUCUUAAAGAUGAUCCAGAAAUUGACUUUGUUCCAAGAACCGUCAUGAUUGGUGGCAAGGCAGCACCUGGGUAUUACGCGGCAAAGCAAAUCAUCAAACUCAUUGUUGGAAUAUCCGAAGUUGUUAAUAACGAUCCCAUAAUCGGAGAUCGGUUGAAAGUGGUGUUCUUAGAGAACUACAGAGUCUCAUUGGCAGAGAAGAUCAUUCCUGCUGCAGACCUCUCAGAACAGAUCUCAUUAGCAGGUACAGAGGCUUCAGGAACUGGAAACAUGAAAUUCAUGUUAAAUGGAGCAUUGACGAUUGGUACACUCGAUGGUGCUAAUGUGGAAAUGAGAGAAGAAAUGGGUGCAGACAAUAUUUUCAUUUUUGGCAUGACUGUUGAUGAGGUAGAAGAACUGAGAGCUAAAGGAUACACUCCUAAAGACUACUAUGAUAAGAAUGCUGAAUUGAAAAGAGCCAUUGACCAAAUCAAAGAAGGAGUGUUUUCACCCAAGAACCCGGAAGAGUUUAAUCAUCUUGUAAAUGAUCUUCUGUAUCACGACAGGUUCUUCGUACUUGCUGAUUUCGAAGCAUACCUUAAAUGCCAAGAGCGUGUCAGUGAGCUGUACCAGGAUCAGCUAACAUGGAUCCAGAAAUGUAUACACAACAUUGCCAACUCUGGUAAGUUCUCCAGUGACAGAACGAUUUUGGAAUAUGCCAAGGAUAUUUGGAAUGUGGAGCCAGCCCUGCCAAAUGGCAUUGAAGAAGAGGACGAUUGAGGACGAUGACGUUUGAAUACGAGGACGUUUGAAUGCGAGGACGUUUGAAUGCGAGGACGAUAGAAGACUUUAAACUAAAUUUUUCAAUUCUGCUUUAUAAUGAACGCUCGCUGAUUCAACCAGUGAUUUUUAUCUAGCUGCCAGUGAAUCCCAUAGAUAUUUACUUCUUCGCAUAGUUAUAUUCUCGGCAUAGUUAUAUUUUUCGAGAAGGCCAUUGCAGGUAUGGAUGAUUAAGAAAUUCAGGUGUUUGUACAAUUACCAAAGUAUCUAUUUAAAAUUGUUCACGGAGUUCAAAUAUCUUCGAAACCGCACUCGCAAAGUGAAAUGUGUUGAUUAAAAUCUUCAGUAAAGGAAUUUUCGGGAAAAGUUCACAAACUUGUCGAAGGACAAACGGGCAAGUGUUUAAUGCCUGCGCAGUUCAACAGCUUUGUUUAUUUCACCUGAAUCUCGUACUUGCGAUGAUGAUACUUCUUGAAAUGGAGUGUUUAGCCAAUUGGUUAUUUAGACUAUUAAACAUUUUACCUAGUGCGUAAUCAUGUUGAAAUUAUUUGCUUUAUCCUUUAAUCAUUUAUCGUUAUUCACCUUAUACUAAUAUAGCCUGAAGUUGCUAGCUUUUGUUAGUCAACGUAAACCAUAAACAUACCCUCCUCCCACCAGAAUCAACGAUUCUCAUAAUUCUAUUUUAUUACGCACAAACACCCCGACUUUACAUUGCACUGCUUAUUCAUUCAAUUAUUCAUAUGCUGUGAAGAUGGUAGCUCCUCAGGUUUCAAAAUAAUUCUUUAACAUAUACUACACUUUUAUAGAAUAUUUUGGAUAGAUAGCUUUCUCGGAUUGACAUGAAAUUGCCGCAAAAAGGCUUUAUAAGGCGAAGUGCCAAGGGUUUAGGCGAAAUAUAACUUUCACUUUCAAUGUAAUAAUUUAUAUCCAUAUCGGGAAAGAUGUAUUGUUUCUUUUUUCGUUUAUCCUAAAAUUAUCAAACUUAUUUCUGUCAAAAAGGUAUGAUUCUGCAAUUUCAAGCAACGAUGCCAUGUAACAUUUCUACCAAGAAAACAACCCCCUUUACAUGACUCCUAGAAAGUUUUGACAUAGAAUUCUUUCCUAUUAAUGCUUGCAUAACUCAUAAACAUUCAUUUGUUUCCAUUUGUGUGCUGUAAAGAUAUUACUUGCUUAAUAACUAUUCUUUGCAUAACACCUUUGAACCUGUACUUAGUAAGACUAUCAUUUUAAGAUAUGAAAUGUUGUGUAA
Molecule: messenger RNA, 3784 nt
Organism: Rhopilema esculentum
Lineage: Eukaryota; Metazoa; Cnidaria; Scyphozoa; Rhizostomeae; Rhizostomatidae
Source: RefSeq, a predicted model, not a curated record